Molecule: messenger RNA, 1222 nt
Organism: Cuscuta epithymum
Lineage: Eukaryota; Viridiplantae; Streptophyta; Magnoliopsida; Solanales; Convolvulaceae
Source: the annotation of a GenBank genome assembly
CCUUUGGCAUGCUUUUUUCCAGCAAAGUAUGGGCUCCUCUUGAAAUGGAUGAUGGCAGGAUGAUGUUCGGCCGCCGCAUUAAACCAGAAAAGCUAGACGAUUGCGGCACCAAGGCUGAUCAGGACAACGAGAAAGUAAUUAGUGACUUCAGCAAAGUCCAGGAAACCAACCAAAGCUCCGAAAUUCCAUUUUCCAAAGCUCAAGAUGAGCUGUCAUUGUCCAAGAGUUAUGAGGACGAGGAGAAGACUGAGGAAAUCGGGACAAGGAAGAAAGCUUUUAUGGUUAUUGGGAUAAACACAGCCUUCAGUAGCAGAAAGAGGCGUGAUUCUGUUAGACAGACAUGGCUUCCUCAAGGUGAGAAGCUGGUUAAAUUGGAAGAAGAAAAGGGAAUUGUUGUGCGCUUUAUGAUAGGCCACAGUGCAACAUCCAAUAGCGUAUUAGACCAAGCAGUUGAUCUGGAAGAUGCUCAGCAUAAAGACAUUCUUAGGCUUGAGCACAUAGAAGGAUAUCAUGAGUUGACUGCAAAGACGAAGUCUUUCAUUUCCACUGCCUUUGCAAGAUGGGAUGCUGACUUCUAUGUCAAGAUUGAUGAUGACGUUCAUGUCAACUUGGGUGCACUUGCUGCAACUCUUUCCCGGCACCGCCUGAAACCCAGAGUAUAUAUUGGCUGUAUGAAAUCUGGACCAGUUCUUUACAGCAAGAAUGUGAAGUACCAUGAACCUGAGUAUUGGAGAUUUGGAGAUAUGGGAAAUAAGUACUUCAGACAUGCAACUGGACAGAUAUAUGCUAUCUCAAAAGAUUUGGCGAAGUUCAUAACUGACAAUGGGCAAAUUUUACAUAAGUAUGCCAAUGAAGAUGUAUCACUUGGCGCAUGGCUGAUUGGUCUUGAUGUUGAGCACAUCGAUGAUCGUAAUUUGUGUUGUGGAACCCCGCCAGAAUGUGAAUGGAAACUUCAAGCAGGGAAUGCAUGUGUUGCAUCUUUCGAUUGGCCUUGCAGUGGAAUAUGCAAAUCAGUGGAUAGAAUAAAGCAUGUUCAUGACAAGUGUGGGGAAGGUGCCGAGGCUCUCUGGGGUUACCACUUCUGAUGAUUAGUGUACUAUAUUCUUCCAUAUUUUAAAUAUAUACAAAAGGAGAAACCCUGGUCACAAUUUUGCAGUUCAGGUGUAUAAAAGAAAAGAAAAAAACCUCACUAUCAAAAUUACUCCACUGCAUUCAUAUUUGG